AUGAACAUACCUGAUGAAAGACAUCUCCACAGAAUGAACGCACCUGAAGAAAGGCAUCUCCACAAAAUGAACGAUGACGAAAUGAGCUGCGCAGAGGAGGAUGUGAAAAAGAAAAACGACAACAAGAUCCUUUACAUGCACCAGGUUUUAGAAAGCCAAUUCGAUAAACAAAUAAAAGAGGAACAAACUAUCUAUGAAAGAAAUGCCGAUUUAAGAAAGUACAAAGAUUAUAUUUCCCCUCAAAAAAAAAGGGCUUUCACCCUGGGGGCCAUUGAUGGAAUAGGUGGUAUUAGCAUCCUAAAUGCCCCUUUGAUGAAUCCCGAAAAUGCAAAGAUUGACCCACCCAUUCUGCAGCUGCCGUCAGCAACCAAUUUGAUAAAAAAUGUGCACGUAAAAGUCCAUUUUGACAAGAACAUUGACAAGUCGUACAAAUACAGGACCCAAAAUAGCAACAGGGACAUUAUCAGGAAUAUGAAGCCCAUGUAUUCCCUGCCCGAGAAGGUGAUGACCUAUUAUAUGCACGACGGGGGCCAUGGGCGAGCCGAACAGAAGGAGGAGCGCGUUAGGGGAGGUGCUGUGGAGGACGUUAAGGAAGACGUUGAGGAGGACGUUAAGGAGGACAUCGGGGAAGGUAUUGAGGAGGACGUUAAGGAGGACAUCGGGGAAGGUGUUGAGGAGGACGUUAAGGAGGACAUCGGGGAAGGUAUUGAGGAGGACGUUAAGGAGGACAUCGGGGAAGGUAUUGAGGAGGACGUUAAGGAGGACAUCGGGGAAGGUGUUGAGGAAAACAUUGUGGAGGACGUCAAGGAAGAGACUAAACCAAAUGACCCGCAGAUGAACAAAUUUGGGAACGACCGUCCAAAUAGCAACGCAGACACGGAAAUAGGCACCCCCUGUGAAGACACACAAAUGGCUUGCAACUCAAAUGACACGACCGACAGAGCAUUUCGCGGAGAGGAGUACAAAGUAAGAAGCUGUCAUGUGUCGUCACCACCCGCUGCGGACAAAGACGCGAUGUGGUCAGGGGAAACGCAAACGAUGCCCGCAAAAGCACCGCUGAAAGCGCCCUCAAAAACGAAACUGGUGAAAAAAAACGAAGAGAUGAAGCAAAACGAAGAGAUGAAACAAAACGAAGAGAUGAAACAAAACGAAGAGAUGAAAAAGAUCGCCAGUGUGGAAAACACGUCUGCGGAAAAUAAGACCCCCCCAGAUGACACAAACGGCACGAAAGUCGACAAAAAUUUUGAGAAUGAAGACCAACUGAACUUUUUUAAACUAAAUCAAAUAAUGUCAUCCACCUUGACGAACGCCCUUAAAAUGUUGGCGGACGAUGUUUUCGUUUAG
Messenger RNA from Plasmodium cynomolgi strain B, 1344 nucleotides. RefSeq lists its product as hypothetical. Lineage: Eukaryota; Apicomplexa; Aconoidasida; Haemosporida; Plasmodiidae. The coding region runs from base 1 to 1344 and encodes 447 amino acids. The record is from RefSeq and is a predicted model, not a curated record. The transcript has a single exon.